Molecule: messenger RNA, 1765 nt
Organism: Cuscuta campestris
Lineage: Eukaryota; Viridiplantae; Streptophyta; Magnoliopsida; Solanales; Convolvulaceae
Source: the annotation of a GenBank genome assembly
CCAAUUCAGAAAGAAAUCAAUUUCCAGUUAACCAAUACCAAUCCAACACCAGCCCAAGUAGGAAAUAAAAAGGGUAGUUUAGUCAAAUUCCUAAUCCAAAUUCCAAAUCAUGGCAACAGAGAAGGGCAAGCCCAUCCAACAAUUUUCCGCUUAGUAUAUUUCCCUAUAAAGUGUAUUUUUCAUCGCUGUGGACUCACUAGGUCGACCCCGUUUUCUUUUCCCUCCCCCGCAGCCGCCGUCGCAGGCGUCCGUAAGGAUGCCCGGUAAAUUCCUCCAGCCGCCGUGGGGGAACGUCAGAAUAGGGCGCACCUCCAGCAACGAUUGCGCCGGAAACGGCAACGUCAUACUCAACAAUUACCAGCUUGGCCGGCUUUUGGGCCGCGGUAGCUUUGCGAAGGUGUACCACGCCCGCUGCUUAGACGACGGCACUGACGUCGCCGUCAAAGUCAUCGACAAGAACACCACCGUCGACGCCUCAAUGGAGCCGCUGAUAAUCCGGGAGAUCUCCGCCAUGCGGCGCCUGAACGACCACCCCAACAUCCUAAAGCUACACGAGGUAAUGGCGACGAGGACCAAGAUCUACCUCGUCGUGGAGCUCGCUCACGGCGGCGAGCUCUUCUCUAAGCUCACCCGCAGCGGCCGCUUCUCCCUCUCCACCGCCAGGUACUAUUUCCACCAGCUCGUAUUCGCCCUGCACUUCUGCCACCAGCAAGGCGUCGCCCACCGCGACAUCAAGCCGCAGAACCUCCUCCUCGACAGGGACGACAAGUUGAAAAUCUCAGAUUUCGGCCUCUCGGCCCUGCCGGAGCAGAUCCAAGACGGCCUCCUCCACACCAUGUGCGGCACUCCGGCGUACACCGCCCCUGAGGUGAUGGUCAGAAAGGGAUACGACGGCGCAAAGGCGGAUGCUUGGUCUUGCGGAGUCAUCCUUUUUGCUUUCCUUGCAGGGCGCCUUCCGUUUGACGACGGCAAUGUAUCAAACAUGUACCGUGCAAUGCGAGCCCGAGCCUUCCAGUUCCCGGAUUUGAUUUCCAAGUCUUCCAGGCACAUAAUCAAGCGUCUGCUCGAUCCCAAUCCGUUGACAAGAUUAGGGUUAGAGGAAUUAAUGAAGCUCCCAUGGUUCAAGAAAUCAUCAUCCCAACCAGAUUUGACAGGGGGACAGCAAGUCCUGGAAGAUGAUUUCGAUACCGAUUGCAAAGGCUUGAGCAAAAUGAAUGCGUUCGAUAUAAUAUCAAUGUCUCCUGGGUUGGAUUUAUCGGGGCUGUUCGGGGCGGGAUCCGACAAGAAAGUAAUGAGAUUCACCACAAAUGCAGGAGCGGGAGAGGUUGAGGAGAAGGUGAAGGAAAUUGGUUGCGCAGAGGGGUACAGAGUGGAGAGGAGGGGGAGAGGAGGGGUGAUUAGGUUAGUGAAAGAGAGGCUAACAUUGGUGGUUGAAAUUCAAGAAAUGGCGGCAGAGCUAUGGCUGGUGGAGAUGAAGGUGGUCAAUGGAGAAACGGCAUUCGAUGAGAAGCAGUGGGAGGAAUUCAGGAUUGGGUUGAGAGACGUGUGCUGCUUGUUCAUGGUGGGUGGCAUGAAUGAAUUGAAUUGAAGGUACACGCUGAAUUGCAGGUGGAUUCGUGGAGGAGUUUUUAAAUGAAAUGUUUUUUUUGUGUGUUUUUUCUUACCGAGAAGAGAGGUAGAUGCCUAUAGGUUUGUUCCCAUUUUGUACUUGUGUUUUCAUUCUUUCAUUCAAUACAUAAUACUGGAACAAAUGUACAUCAUUAAU